Molecule: messenger RNA, 3071 nt
Organism: Schizosaccharomyces octosporus yFS286
Lineage: Eukaryota; Fungi; Ascomycota; Schizosaccharomycetes; Schizosaccharomycetales; Schizosaccharomycetaceae
Product: mediator complex subunit Pmc1
Exons: 1
Coding region: 210-2849 (879 amino acids)
Biological process (GO): regulation of transcription by RNA polymerase II
Cellular component (GO): core mediator complex; mediator complex
Molecular function (GO): transcription coregulator activity
Source: RefSeq, a predicted model, not a curated record
UUUAAUGUUCUCAUUAUAUGGGUUCGCUUGAUUUUCAUUAGAUGCUAAAGUCCUGUAAGAAACGAAACAUAGUUUUGUUUCAUACUAGUUUGAAUAUACGGAUCCUUUUAUUUAUUUUUUGUUCAUUUCAUUCCAAGAGAAAGUUUCGGUUCUGCGUAGAUGGUACAUUGUUGAAAACAAGGACUUGCUUGCGUUUCAUGCAAUGAAUUAUGGACCCACCUGCGAUUCCUCAUAUCACUCAAGGUUUUUAUCCUCUAUUUAAUAUUGUAGAAACAUAUUCGCGUCAUGUUUUAAACGAACUAGUUUCUCUGGCGGAAAUAUUACCGUCUAUGUCGAAUGUUGACAAGAAGAGAAGUAUAUUGGAUUGGUUACUACGGUCUCGGACAUACACUAUAAAGUUACUUAUUUUAGCAAGAUGGAUGCAUUUCUCACCUCUCGUUCAUCGUUGCAUUGAUGUAGUCGCAUUCUUGCAAGGUCAAAAGUUUUGCUAUCAAAAUUUAGUACACGUACUACAGACUAUUCGCUAUCAAAUGUCUUUUGCUCGUUUAAGAAAUGCUGAUCUUUUGACUGCUUUGGAUCUCUUAUCAACUGGAACCAAUGUUCGUCUGCUAAAUGCUCCCAGUUCUCGUACGUACGUUCUGCCCCGUAAUGAAAUUUCCACGAAGCAGGUAUUACAAGCACUGCGGACUAUAAAUAUGAUUCUUCGAAUUCGUCUUGAUUUGCAUGAAGUGAUUCCUUCCCCUUUUCGAAAAUUCGUAAUUAAUAACGGACGAUGUACGUUCACCGUUCCUAAUGAAUUCUCAGUUUCCAUGACCACCAAUUCACAAGACCCUACCUUAAAUACUUCUUCUUUUCAGUGGUUCGUUGUAGAUUUCGAAUUUCUACUCCCAAAGUACUCUUCCACCCCUUCUAAAUUCAAACAACUUGUCGAGCAUCAUGUGAACGAGCAGAUUGCACUACGCUUGGCUGAGCAGAACCCUAUUCUCCCUCUUGUUUAUAAUAUUAUUCACAAGUUUUGUGUAUUUCAGCAACUAAACAUUCUUUCCCAAGAAGCCUUUCAGCUUUCAAGACAGAGCUGGCUUGGUCACCUACGCACUGUUUACGACGAAAACGUCCCCCAAAUUCGCUUGUAUUAUUGGCCCCAAUUUACGAAGAAAAAAGAUGGAAAUGUAAUCCCAUCGAAUCAUUCUAUAUGUAUAUGUACAGAAACACAGGAUACCCCAGCUUUAGAACGUAUUCUUAGUACUAGGAAAUCUAAUUGUGACUAUGAACACGUUUAUCUGAAAGCCAAAUGGUAUCACGAUGAAGAAGUUGAAACAAUUUCUUUGGAUGCUUCCGCCAGUACGCAAACGUUAUUGCUGAAAGUAACUGAGAUGCACGCGCGAUUAAUACUCGGACAAAUCCAAAAAGAAUUGCAUCCAAAAAUUUUCAGCGAGCUGACGGAUAAUGAAUUGAAAAUUCGCCUGUUUGACCAUGACAUCGUUGUCAAGGUUAACAGCGUAUCAGGAAGACUAGUUUUGCUCAGCUCUAAUUCUCCUUUAUCACCACCUCGUUAUUUGCGUGCAGCUGAGAAAAACAUUGCUUUGAGUUCCCAGUCAGCAUCUCAGAUUAUAAAUCGACUUUACUUCUUUUGUAUUCAGACCGAACUUACUGAAGUAGCGUUGUGUGCCGACUUGAGUGCUGUCCAAGGUUAUAUUUCUUUUCCGGAAUUUGCUUUUACAAAGAAACUUUGGCGUCGGAGUGAUGAUUUGCUUUGGAUUCUGGCUUUUAAUGUUGAAACUAUGGAAUGGUUUGCAAAAUUAGCCAACUUCGCUGGUCAAGUUGUAUAUUCACAAGAAAUUUAUACCACUGAAGCAAAUUUAAACAUAGAAAGCUUCCAUCGAUUAGCAUAUCUUUUGGAAAUACAAAGCUUACUUUACCAUGCUCAAAGCGCCUGCUAUGAACGUCAAAUCCCUUUUGAAUGCAUACCUACACCUUCAAAUGCUCUGACUGUAAAUAACUAUACUCCUUUUGUCAGAACUGGAAGUUUGAGUAUAUCUAUGCCUACGAACAAUGCUGACAUUUGUCCACUAGUUUUCAUCCGAGCCCAUGAUGGUAUGAUGAUUUUUGAAGGCAGAAUCAUGCAUCGGCCUCCAUUCAAAAUGGAAAAAGAGACUUUCAAAACAUGUACCAUUAAUUGGAAAAAGGGGAGAUUUACAAUGCAUUCUACAAACUUUAAUGAUUUUGAAGAAUUCUGGAAUAGACUAUGUAAAGUUUUGUCUUUGUCAAAAACAACUUGGUUUGAGGUCAAUUUGUCCACACUGAGGUUCAUCGAUUUUACAUAUCUAAAGCAAUACAAAUUCAGGCUAUCUAUCAAUGAUCGCGGAACUUUUUCAAUAUACUUCUUUGAUCCUGAAAGUCCUUUUCAAUUAAUUGUGCAUUACUUGAAUAAUAUAUUCACAGAUAAUGCAUACGAUAUGCAGCCCCUAAAGAUUAUUAUGGAUAGAACUAAGGGAGUAUUAGAAGCACAACAAAUGGGAUAUACUGUCUUGGCUCGUUCACUUCGAGAGUAUCGAAUACUCUUCUCUCCAAGACACGGUAUCCAGGUUUCGUUAAAUCGUUUUGGUUGUUUGUUGCAAGAUACUUACUCUUUAUCAACGCCGGCUGUAAAGUCCGAAUAUUCACAAAACCCCGUGCAACGGUGGGAACCGUGUCAAUGGUUAAACUCUGUUUGGGAAGGCGAUUUAGGCGAUGAUGAACUGAACGGCCAAGUUGAGGCCUCUCCGGAAUUACACUUAUUAAAGACAAUGAAAACUGCAGACUUGAGUGCUAUCCUAAAAAAAAUUUUAUCUAUUCCACAGAAAUAUUAGUUUCCUGUUUUUUUUUUCUGUUUAAAAAUGAAGUCAAAUCAAGAAAGCCGUUAUGGUUUUAUGAUGUUUUGAAUUCAAUGUUUUAGAGUAAAAAGGAUAUAUAGACGGUGUUAAUGACAAUUACAGUUGACGAGUACUACGGCAUAAAAAGUACAGUUAACCUAAAUGUAUUAAGUAAAACUAAUAACGUCCUGUAAUAACCUGAACCCUUAGACCAAAAAU